ACAGACAUCAGGUGACAUGAAUUAGUCUAUCAGACAGAAGUUGGAUUAAAAAUUUAGUGAUGAUAAGAUCGUGAUGUAAAGAGUCGUGAGUAAUCUCAAGCACGAUUGAAACGACACCUGAAACUCCGAACGAUUUAAAUAUCUUAUAAUUAUGGAUUGAUUGGUAAAAAGUAAAUGAAACGUAAAUUAGAAGUAGGUGAAAAUACGUAAACACGUGUGAUACGAUUAGAUAGAGAAUACUUGGUUCAAAAUGCAAUACUCACGAAUAUCAUUGGAUGGAGAUAAAAUACAUUUAGAAUUAGAACAAUUGAAUGUUUUUCUUCUCGGAUGUACCUAUUGUUCCUAAAAAUUAGUCUAAUAUGAGUAACGUGACGUCGGAGAAGGUUCCAUUGCAUUCGGUCCUGAGACUCAAUGAUAGUGAUGUUAAAGAAUUUUUUUGUGGUUGGGGCGCUGCUGUCAUCAAUGUCUCUGUCACAUAUCCAAUUAAUAAAAUUAUAUUUAGACAGAUUUUGGAAGGCGUACCUGUGGAUGCCGCGGUCGGGCAGAUAUCUCGAGAGGGAAUACAUUUGCUGUAUCGUGGAAUUUUGCCGCCUCUAUGUCAAAAGACUUUGUCCCUCAGUUUGAUGUUCAGCGUAUAUGAAGGAUGCAAGCAGAGGCUCUGUCUGCUAACUGGAAACGAUGUACUGUCUAAAAUAUUAGCGGCGAAUGUAGCCGGUACGGUGGAAGCUCUCCUCAUGCCGUUUGAAAGAAUACAAACGUUGCUACAGGAUUGGCGAUAUCACGAAAAGUUCAAGAAUACCUCCCAUGCAUUCAGGUAUCUGUUGUCAAAUCACGGAGUGACUGAAUGUUAUCGCGGUAUGGUUCCUAUCAUAUACAGAAACGGCUUAUCCAAUCUGAUGUUCUUCACGUUGCGGGAUCAGUCGAAGGUACUGCUAGGCGAAAAGGAGUCGCUGAUGACAAACUUUGUCAGCGGCGCUCUGAUCGGCGGCUUCACCAGCACAGUGUUUUAUCCAAUGAAUGUAAUCAAGAUACACAUGCAGUCGAAGAUCGGCGGCAACUAUGAGAGAUUUCUGGCUGUGACUCGCGAGGUCUACAUCUCCAGGAAUCGAAGCUUAACUUCUUUCUACAAAGGCGUGCACUUGAACUACAUGAGGUCCUUUAUUAGUUGGGGAGUGAUUAAUGCGUCGCACGACUUCUUAAAGAAGAUUAUUUUCUAGAUCAUUUAUAUAUAGUAGGAGAAAAAUGUAUUUUUAAAUUUACUUAUAGAAGACACAUUUCACGCCCUGCUAUUUUGGGUGGUAAUAGAAAAUUGUAGGAUUAUAUUUAUG
Molecule: messenger RNA, 1328 nt
Organism: Trachymyrmex septentrionalis
Lineage: Eukaryota; Metazoa; Arthropoda; Insecta; Hymenoptera; Formicidae
Product: solute carrier family 25 member 51
Exons: 3
Coding region: 360-1217 (285 amino acids)
Source: RefSeq, a predicted model, not a curated record